Molecule: messenger RNA, 1260 nt
Organism: Helobdella robusta
Lineage: Eukaryota; Metazoa; Annelida; Clitellata; Rhynchobdellida; Glossiphoniidae
Exons: 4
Coding region: 1-1260 (419 amino acids)
Cellular component (GO): nucleus
Source: RefSeq, a predicted model, not a curated record
AUGUAUAACAAUGAGUGUGAUGAUGGUGCCAGUAGCACUAGUAGUGAUGAUGAUGGCGAUGAUUAUGAGGAUGAUCUGAUCAAAGGUACGCGCGGCCUUGACCUAAUUACCGACAAGGUCAAAUCUUUUCUGGGUCAAAGUUCGGAUUACUCCGGGGUGGAUAAUUGUUUUCAGGCUAGCAAGGGGAGCUCACAUGUUAAUAGCAAGGACGGCUUUUUGAAAUCCAUGCAGAAUGUAUUUGAGCUUGAUGACCUGACGACGAGUUCAUCCGAUGGUGACCUAGAUGCCUAUGCCGACGACGACGACGAUGAUGACGACAGCCAUAAUAAUAAUAAUAAUAACAACAACAACAAUAAUAAUAAUAACACCAAUAACCACGGUAAUGAUGAUGGUAAUGAUGAAAUAUUUAGGAAAAUUGAGGAGAUAAUGACGUCGAAGAGAGAGUUCGAUAGUCUGAGCACGAAUAAAAAAGUGGCUAAUAAUAAUAAUAAGAUGAAUAAUAAUAAUAUAAAUAAUAAUAAUAAAAAAAAUACUAUUACUACUACUACUACUAAUAAUAAUAAUAAUAAUAACAAUAAUAAUAAUAAGACUGCUAUACGUGGUAAACUGCCAUCUAAAAUAGUAAACUCCAAAUUGAACACUGCCCUAUUCGCUAAGAUGUCAAUUAAUAAUAAUAAUAAUAAAUUUGGUAAAAGUACUGAUAGUAGUGGAAGUAGAGGUUCUAAUGGUAGUAGUAGUAACUGUGUUAAUGGUAGUAAUGAUACUAGUAUAAAAAGAUCGUUAAUAGAAGAUCUCAACGAAUCUAACAAAGGCGACUUCAAAAUUUCCAAAAAUGACGUCACCAGUAAAAAGUUCAAAGAUGGCGGUUCUAUAAAUGGUGAUUCCAAAAACAGCAAAUCUAAAAAUAGCUCAUUCGACAUGGCCAACUAUAUGGAGAUGAUGGACAGAGAGCUAAAAGCCACUAACAUAGGAAAGAGCUUCAAACCUUACUCUGAUUGCAAGAAGAACAGCAAUCAAACUCCUGGUGUAAGAUACAAAUUCUGUGAUGACGACGACGACGACGAUGAUGGCGAUGAUAACAAAGAGGAUGAUGAUGAUGAUGAAUUCAAUCCGGUAGACGUGGAUUUGAACCUGGUGGAGAACCUUUUAAAAUCUUACAACGCUCAGCAUGGUGUCCCAGGUCCUUCCACUACGUUAUUAGAAAGUAUCGGCCUCCCCUUGCAUCGAUACCCUGCCAAUAAAGAUGGAAACGAAUUGUGA